Lonchura striata (white-rumped munia) is the source of this 4066-nucleotide messenger RNA. It is a transcript of the gene PIGO, whose product is annotated as phosphatidylinositol glycan anchor biosynthesis class O. Gene Ontology annotation, cellular component: endoplasmic reticulum membrane. Gene Ontology annotation, molecular function: mannose-ethanolamine phosphotransferase activity. Gene Ontology annotation, biological process: GPI anchor biosynthetic process. Lineage: Eukaryota; Metazoa; Chordata; Aves; Passeriformes; Estrildidae. The record is from RefSeq and is a predicted model, not a curated record.
GCGCGGUCGGCGCCAGGCGCGGCGCUUCCGGGAGCGCCGGGCGCCGCAGGAUGCAGCGGUGGCCAGUGGUGCUUUUCCUGGCCUGGGUUUGCCUUCUCUUUUUUGCCGGUAUCGGGCUCUUCAUGAGCGGCUUCCUGCUCACACGGAUCGAGCUUGCCAGCAGCAGUUCCUGCUCAGACCCGGUCGUGCCUCCACUCUGGGAGAGGCAGAGCCUCCCACCAGGCUCCUGCUGGGUUCCCCAACGCUUUUCCAAGGCCGUGCUCAUCAUCAUUGACGCUCUCCAUUUUGAGUUUGCCCACUUUGACCCCGCCAAGACCAGCCCACUGCCCUACGAGAACAAGCUGGGUGUCCUGCACCAGCUGGCCACCUCCCAGCCCCGCCAUGCCCGGCUCUACCGCUUCCGAGCCGACCCCCCCACGGCCACCAUGCAGCGCAUCAAGGGCCUCACCACCGGCUCGCUGCCCACCUUCAUCGACGUGGGCAGCAACUUUGCCUCCUACGCCAUCCAGGAGGACAACCUGCUGGCACAGCUGGUGCAGAAUGGAAGGAGAGUGGUCUUCAUGGGUGAUGAUACAUGGGAAGGACUCUUCCCAAAGAAGUUCUUCCGUUCCUAUUUCUUCCCUUCUUUUAACGUAAAGGAUCUUCACACUGUGGAUGAUGGGAUCCUGCAGCAUCUCUAUCCAACUGUGGACAGUGGUGAAUGGGAUGUGCUGAUUGCUCACUUCCUUGGCGUGGACCACUGUGGGCACAAACAUGGACCCAACCAUCCCGAGAUGGCAAAGAAGCUCACCCAGAUGAAUGAGAUGCUCAGGUCCUUGGUGGAUCACCUGGGGAAUGACACUCUUCUUAUGGUGGCUGGGGACCACGGCAUGACGGAAACUGGAGACCAUGGUGGCGACAGCGAGAAGGAAGUCAAUGCAGCACUGUUUGUGUACAGCAGAACACCUCUGUUUGGCAGUGGCCCUCCAGAGGAGCCUGAAACCAUUCCUCAAGUGAACCUGGUUCCCACUGUGGCCCUGCUGCUGGGAGUGCCCAUCCCCUACAGUAGUAUUGGGGAGGUGAUGGCUGAGCUGUUUGCUGGGGACAGUGAUGCUGUGUCUGCAGCCUUGGAGCAGCUCUCAGUCUAUCACAUCAAUGCCAAGCAGGUGUAUCGUUUCCUGCAGUCCUACUCGCUGGUGGCUCAGGACCUGCCAGCAGAGCAGCUCCAGCACCUGCAGGAGCUCUUCUCUAGUGCUGUGGAGGAGCACACGCAGCUCCUGACCCAGGUGCAUGGGACGACAGUGCCUCCAGAGCUCAAGCCGAGGCUGGGAAGCCUCAUCGGUCGCUUCCAGCGCUACUUGCGAGAGGCACGGGCUGUGUGCACCCAGUCCUGGGCCCGCUUCCACCCCCUGCGUAUGGUGGGGGGCUGCAUCCUUAUUGCUUCCUCUUGCUUGCUCUGCUACAUGGCCUCAGAGCUGGCGGCGUCCUCACAAUCUCUCUGUCGCAGCUGCCUCCUGUACCCGCUCUUCUGGGGCCCUGUGGGGGCUGCUCUGCUGUGGCUAGUCCAUGUUUUCACCCAAGAGGGGCUGGAUCUGCUCCUGGUGUCAUCAUGGGCAGCCGCUGCUUCUCAGCUGGGUUUUUUCUGGCACUGGUGGGGCCAGCAUCUCAAGAGAGCCCGUUUGACAGGCAGUCAGCCCCCCUUGGCCAGUGGUGGCCUCAGGCAGAGGCUGCGAGCUUGGCUGGGGCUGGCCUUCCCCAUGGGCAUUCUGUUCUUCCGCUGUGGAGCUAUGUUCUCCGACAGCUUUGUUGUGGCUGAGGCACGGGUGGCUCCGUUCCUGCUGGCCUCUCUGGUGAUGUUGCUAGUAGGGAAGCUCCACUGGGAUGGUCACCUGACUGUCCCAGAAGGUCCCAAGCAGCAGCUCCUUGGUGUUUCUUCUUACCGGAGAGAGAUCUGGUAUCUGCUGUGCCUCGUGGCCAUGCUCCUGGUCUGCGUGCGCCUCUCCAGUUUCUUCCACCAGUGCCGCGAAGAAAUCCCUCAGUGCCGACCCUCUGUUUUCCUCUCCCCACUUGCCAGCCUGAGAAACACACGGGCCAAGAACUUCUUCUACCUCCUGUGCGUGGCCUUGCUGGCUGGGCUGGUGUAUGCAGUGCAGAGCUGGCUAAGGCACUAUGGCAACCUGAACAGCUCGGACCCCCUUGUGCUCUUUGUGCGCUGGGGUUUCCCACUGGUGGUCCUCUGCAUUGCCUGCUACUGGGCUGUUGCCUCCAGUGUUGAUGACUCUCUUGGCAGGCUGCAGGAGCUGGUGCAGGUUGCAGUUGUUGUCUUUCCCAGGGCUGUCUAUGGACUAGCAUCCAUGGGACUACUACUCCUGUUGUGCAAUCCCAUGACGGUGUUUGCAAAGGACACACGGGAGCUGGCAGGAUCCAUUGUCACUCCCUACCUGGGAGUUCCUGGCUCUGAAGUUGACUUCCUCCACGUCAUCCCUCAGAUCUACAAGAGGAUGCAGGAGUCCCAGAAGAGCCGGCUGGAGCGGGGCAGCUGCAGGGCCACUGUUGCAGCAUACGGGCUGGGCAGUGUGUACUCAGCAGCCCUGGUCAUAGCCCUCACCCUCCUGGGCUUCCUCUUGAUGCUUCUGCACAGCGAGCGGCUGAGCUUUGCCUUUCUGCUCCUCUUUGUGGAGGCCUUUGUGCUGCUGCACAUCCAGACGUGUGCCAGAGGCCUUGCCAGAGAUGCUGAGCUCUUUUCAGUGCCGUGGUAUGCAGUCAUCUCCUGGCUCCUUGCUGCUUCACAGUUCUUCUAUUCCACAGGCCACCAGCCUAUCUUCCCAGCUAUCCACUGGAAUGCAGCCUUUGUUGGCUUCCACCUUGACCACAGCAUGAACCUCCUGCCUGCUGUCCUGGUGGGAGCCAACACCUUUGCUUCCCAUAUCCUUUUUGCAGUUGGCUGUCCACUGCUCCUGCUGUGGCCCUUUGUGUGUGAGAUGUCCAACUCACAGAGGAAGAAGCCCAAGAAGGAGUCCCAGGAGGAGCUGCAAGAGGUGGAGGAGCACAUGAUGGAAAUGAGGCUGCGGGACUCUCCAGAGGAGUUCUCUACUGCUCUGUUGCGACUGGGAUUGAAAUACCUCUUUGUCCUUGGGGCACAGCUUCUGGCCUGUGUUUGUGCAGCGAUGAUCCUCAGGAGACACCUCAUGGUUUGGAAGGUCUUUGCCCCAAAGUUCCUCUUUGAGUCGCUGGGCUUUGUGGUGAGCAGCAUCUGCCUCUUGCUGGGGAUCUCGCUGGUGAUGCGUGUGGACUGUGCUGUCAGCACCUGGUUCAGCCAGCUUCGGCUGAGGUAGCCUUGGAGAUGUGAGGAGCCUGACCUGCUCGUUGGCCCAGGCUGUGGCUGUCUCCUGGCCUCCCACCAGCUGGGAGGGAUACACGAGCCCGCAGCAAACCAGUGCCUGCCGACAGCAGUCAGGGAUUAUGCCCAGCUCCCUGCUGUUGUGCUGAACAAAAAGGACUGGAGCCACCUGUUCCUGGCUCACAGGGAUGGUGUUUCUCAGCAGGGGAGAUCAGAGCUCUCGCUGGGCCUUUUCUGGCAGCAGGACUCUGCUGCAGGAACCCAAGAAGCAAGAGUCCUGAAGUGCUCCUUUGGAGAAACACCAGCAGGGGUCUUGCUGGUACUUUCCUGACACCUGCCACAAUGACCAGCUGGUAGGCUUCAGUGGCCAGCAAGGUGUCACUGUGACUGUGCAAAGACUCAUGGGAUGGGGCCGGCUGAGGAGGGGAGAGGAGGUUGGAAGGGGAGGGAAUGUCCCACAGCCACCACUUUGUUUUCACAUGCUUGGUUUUUACACUGGAAUCACACUGCACGUUUCCAUGCAGAUGGCUCCUGGAGCCUCGGUGGCAGCUACUCCUCUGUAAAGUCAGUCAGUUGCUCUAUGGUAAGGCCUCUCUUGCCCUACACUCUGUCUCACUUUCCUGGUUCCACUCAGUGAAGUGCAGUGGGGAGCACUGUGGGCUGCCUUGUACAGCAGGCUUAGCUUCAGCUAGUGGUAGCAGGGCCAACUGUGUGCAUGACCAAGAAAUUCUCCACUUCUGUUCUCAA